This is a messenger RNA of Fusarium proliferatum ET1, 2856 nucleotides long. RefSeq lists its product as uncharacterized. Lineage: Eukaryota; Fungi; Ascomycota; Sordariomycetes; Hypocreales; Nectriaceae. The record is from RefSeq and is a predicted model, not a curated record. The transcript has 3 exons. The coding region runs from base 1 to 2856 and encodes 951 amino acids.
AUGCGGUGUAAUAGAUCAAGGCUCGCCGUGGCCUUGUCACUCCUUUUGACUGCUCAGUCCGCGCAGGCUGGCCCUAUGUGGACGGGUAGAAUAGAAAAAAGAAACCCUGGCGCUUUUCUUGACGUCAGGAUGGAAAAUUCACAAGCUCCCACUGCAGCUCACGACGGAUACGGUAGUGGCAGUGGAGAUCAAACUACGCCUCGUCCUGUCUUUGAGACGCUGAACUCAACACCCGAACCAAAUCCUUUGCUCUCGGAAAACCAAGGUGACGACAAGAAGAAGAGCCCUUACUCUGAUCUCCCCGAGCCCAUCGAGGUUAUCCCUGUCCAGCCAACCAGUGAUGCCCCUGAGCCGACUAGUGAGGCUCAAGAAUCGACCCAAGAGCCUGGAACUAAGCCAACUUUUACGCAGAACCCUUCUGCACCGGUUCUCACAACCUCAAUCGUGCCUAAGGACCCUACCACUGUGGUUGAGAAGCCAACCUCGGCUGGACAAUCAGACUAUGAACCUCCCAAAGAUACUUCAGUUGUCUCCGAGACUCACCCAGUUACCAAAGAGGCCCCCACCUCUGGAAACGAGGCACCGACAUCCCAACCAGUCAACGAUGCUACGACUGUAGUGCCCGAGGUUCCUACGACCGAAGCAGCUCAGAAGCCAGAGAAUACAGAGACUCAGAGUCUGUCCUCUACCCUCGAUCUUGGUACACUUCGACCUUCAGAUGGGGGGAAGACUCAGCCAAGCGCCGUUGAAGAGACCACGGCCCCUGAAGCGCCCUCUGCUCCCGCCACAACAGCCCCAGGAAACGAGCAACCCACCUCUGCUGUUGAAGAAGAAACAACUACCUUUGCGUAUCAGCCGACCCCUACUGGUUAUCUUACAACCAAGGCACCUUCGGAUACAGCUUUCCCGGUCAACCCUAAACACCCUACUCAAGUGUAUCCCAAGUCUCCCACGACAUCUGAAGGCCCCCUGAAGGAGACUUCAGCCCCUGAGGCGGAGUCUUCUGCGGGUACAACUCAGAUUGUGUCUGUAGUUCAACCUGGAGAACCCCAGUCCCAGACGACAUCUGAUGCACAAAGUCAGCCUGCCCCAACCUCAGAUGCUGCUCAACCUGAGACCCAGACCCCAGUCUCCGAACCUGCUCAGCCCAGCAAUCCUGCUCCGACCUCUGAAGUUCAACAGUCUUAUGUUCCUGUGGAAACCCCUGGUAGUCAGCAGCCUGAUACUCCAGCUGCUACUACUGCACCAGCUCAGCCUCAAAACCCGGUUCCUACUUCACAGCCUGCUCAGUCUCAGCCUGGCAAUCCAGUUUCAACUGCUCCCUCCCAGCCCCAGAACCCAGCUCCUACUUCGGAACCAGCUCAAGCUCAGCCAGAGACCCCAGUUACAUCCCAGGUCCAACAGCCUGAGGCGCCUGCAGUCACUUCAGCAGUUCAGCAGCCAGCUCCAGUCCCUUCCAAUGGUCAGCCCCAAUAUCCUGCACCUGACUCCAAUACUCAGCCUGCAGUUCCCGCUGCACCGCCUACCAGCACCGCCCCUGUCUCUGACCCCUCAUCCCCUGAGACGACUUCGGCACCCAAGGUAGUCCCCCCUGGAACAUCGGCCAACGGCGUUCCAACCAUCAACCCUGGUGUUCCCACAGGAACCAGUACCAUACCUGCUUCUGCGUAUGCCAGCAACGUCGUCGAUGCUCGCACAUAUAACGAGGAAUUUGCCAAACUCACACCCGAGUCUUCGUGUAUGAAGGGCCAGGCUGCUUGCAUUAACGGACAAACCGGUGUAUGUGAUGACACUGGCAAAUUCCAGCUCACACCUUGUAAUACCAAAGGCGAGAAGUGCUUCGCUCUUCCUCUGUACAACUUUGAGGGUGGAAUCAAGAUUGUCUGCGAAGAUCCUGCGACUGCUGCUAAAAUUCUUGGGGGAACUCCAAGCAGUGGUGAGGACAACAGUGUUCCCGGAAACGGGAAUGGAGGCAAGGAGCAGCCUGCAACUACAUCAGCCGCCGAGAAGCCCGCGGUUCCCGUGGUUACUGUUACGACCAUAGUUACUGUCGAUGACGGCGCAACCCCCGAACCGACUGGAGAACCUGCUAAAGACCAACCUUCUCAGCCUGCUCAACAGCCAUCGCAGCCACAGCCUGUGCCCGAACAGCCUACCAAACCCGCCCCUGAACAGACAAGCCAGUCAGCUCCUGAGGAGCCUUCUCAAUCUCAACCUUUUCCAGAGAAGUCCACUCAGCCUGCCCCUGAGCAACCUAGUCAACCGGCUCAGACGCAGCCAGCCGAGGCACAGCCAUCCCAACCAUCAGAGGAGAAACCCAGUCAGACAAACCCAGCGGGGCCUUCCAACCCUCAACCAACAAAGGCCUAUGAAGAUCUACCUCCCACUUCUGCCCCAGUUGCUGAACAAAGUACCACGUCUGUCCCUCUCCCCGGUGGCACAACCUUGACCAAGUCCAUCAAGAAGCCUGAUGAAGCCAAGCCCACCGGCUCACCAGACGAUGAUGAUAAAAAAGGAAAGGACGGCAACGACAAUGGUAAAGAUGGCCAUGAUGGUGAUGAUGAUAAUGAUGACAAGCCCACAUCGGUUGUUCUUAUUCCCAUUCCCGACAAGCCUACGGAUGCCCCGUCUCCUGCUGCGACAGAGGCUAAAGUCGACAAUCAAGGCAGCGAAGAUGACAAGAAGCCCGCUGCUGGAACACGCACUGGCGACGAUGCUCACGCUACAACCAUUGUCGUCGAUGGCACUCCGACUGUAUCGGUCUACUUCACAGUGACAGUCACAGAAAAGGACCAGGCUACCGUCACCGUCACCGAAAAGGAGAAGGAGACUGUGACGCUGGUGAUUAGCGCAUAG